AUGCAGCGGCGGCAUUUGUGGGACGAGCUGGUGCAGGCCAAGGCGCUCUGUGAUACCGAACUGGACAAGAUUAUUGCCGGCAUCAUGACGUUAUCAGAAGAAGUGCUUGCUCAGCGGCAUGACAGCGACGAGCAGGACCCGGAUGCCACGAGUGUGAUGGUGCCGCUGGACGGACCUAUGCCGCUUACGCCGCUUGAGCGUCUCGCCGCACGCGCCGUGGAGAUUCGCACGACCUCACUGCACACGCUCCUGGAAAAGACGACGCUGUGCAGUGCGGCCAUCGCGUCCGUGCAGGCGCUCGGCACCGUAUGGGACGAGCACACCGAGUGGCCGGGGCGUGGCUGGUACGUGGAGCUGCUGCUCACGCUCGCGGCGCUCAGCCGCGUGCUCGAGUGGUGGGACGCCGAGUACCGGUUCUGGGGCAGUGAGUCGCGGACCGCGUCGCCUGCGACGCGCGCGACGCCGCCCUCCGUUCUCACGCGGGUGAUGACCGAAGAGCCGCAGGCGUUUGACCAAGCGUCACCGCCAGCUGCUCCUGCACCUGGGGAUGCAAAGCUCAGCAACAUCCUCUUGGAGCUGACGCUGGAUCUGCGCAUCCACUUGUCGUGGCAGCGUGUCAUUGGCACGGACGUUGACCAGCUGCUGGAUCGACCGAUCGACCACAUUCUGCCGUCCGGGGGGCGUGCACUGUUUGAGCGUGCGACGCGGCAGCUGCUGGACAGCCCGGGCCACACAGUCGAGGUGGGAAUGGAGGUAAGCGUACCUGGCUCCGAGUCGGCGCAGGCGCCCGUGUUCAUGGUGGCCAAAGGCAUGCUUGUGCACCGCACAAGCACGAGUGAUGCGUCGCAUACCAUGUGGAUGCUCAACCCCGCGCCGUCGAGUGCGUUGCCGACUGGCGACCUGCGCGAUGCGGGAGCGAUCGGUGGCAUACCUGAGGACUUGGACGCCAUCUCUACGGAGCUACUGCUGUGCCGCAUCUGUGAGCGCGAGAUCCCUGCGUGGUUCUUUGCGCAGCACUCGGAGAUCUGUCUCGAGAUGCACCGGCUUGAGCUGCAGCUGAGCACCUGUAACGAGACGCUACAUGAUAUGGCCGAGUGCGCACACAGCGUGCGGGACGCACUCGUGGCGCGGAGCACCCAAGUACCGGCAUUCCGCGGGCAGCCUAUUGAGGCGCCAGCCGAACUCGCGCUGCGCGUCAUCGAUCAGGUCGCGCAUGGGCUCGAGUUGGCGCUGGCGAUUGCCAUGCCGUCACUUCCGGAAGAGGACGAGCUGGGUCGGUCGCGUCUCCUACCGGCAGAGAGCGAGCGCGCUAUGGACCGCGUUCGGCGCUGGCGCCGGCCAACGCCCAGUGAUGCGGCGCUCCAGCUGCUGUGUGCCGAUGCGAUGCAGGCCAUGCAGGACAAGGUGCAUCUGGUGAAUCGCAUCCGCCACACGAUUCUUUAUGUGGAGACGGUGCGCCAGGAAAGUGAGCAAUACGUGGCUGAGCUGCUGGACGGCCAAGACGAGGCGCCUGGCACGCCGCCCGUCGUCGUGGAGCUGGACGCAGCCGAAGACACGCUAGGUGGCGAGAAGAACCUGAUGGUGGACCCGCUAGAUGACGCGUCAGACGACGACCGCUGGUCCGCGUCGCACAGCCGCUCGUCGAUCCCCAUCCCGAUUCCCGGCUCGGCCAAGGCGGUGUCGACGCCGCCGCAGUCGCCGUUUCUCGCGCCUGUGGACACUGGCGGUCUAUCGCGCAGCCUUGCACGCAGUCUCGCACGGAGCCCGCGGCUGGGUGCGACGCCGCACUCGCCACGCAUGCUCCCUGCUGCGCAGCCACGGGCGACAGCUGCGUCGAUCCGGGACUUUGAGCUGCUCAAGCCGAUUAGCAAGGGCGCUUAUGGGUCCGUGUUCCUGGCACGCAAGCGAGCCACGGGCGAUCUAUUUGCGAUUAAGAUGCUGAAAAAGUCAGAUAUGAUUGCGAAGAACCAGAUCACGAAUGUGCGGGCCGAGCGCAUGAUCAUGAUGAACCGCACGCAGUCGCCGUUUGUCGUCAAGCUGUUCUUCACGUUCCAGAGCCCCGAGUUCCUGUACCUGGUCAUGGAGUAUCUCCCCGGCGGCGACUGUGCGUCGCUGGUCAAGGUGUUUGGAGCGCUGCCGCCCGCGUGGACGCAGCAGUACCUGGCAGAGAUGGUGCAGGGCCUCGAGUACCUACACAGCACGGGCGUUGUGCACCGAGACAUGAAGCCGGACAAUCUGCUCAUUGAUCACCACGGGCACCUGAAAUUGACCGACUUUGGCCUGUCCAAGUUUGGUCUGCUUGGGCGCCAUCGGCAGACGGCCGCCGCGCAUGGUUUGCGAGCGCAUGCGACGUGGGCCCAGCCGGGCGUGCGUGCCUCGUCGCCGGUGCCACUUGCGUCUGUGUCGGGUCGGGGACCCGGCACGUCGCACUCGGAGGUGUCGCCUAGCGAAACCGAGUCGUUUUUGCGCAGUAUGGUCACAGAGGCGCCAGCUGGACGGAUUGUCGGUACGCCCGACUACCUGGCGCCCGAGAGCAUAUUGGGUGUCGGCAUGGACGACUUUGGUGUGGACUGGUGGGCCGUGGGUGUGAUCCUGUUCGAGUUUGUGCACGGGCGCCCCCCGUUCCAUGCCGAGACGCCCCCCGAGGUAUUUGACCGGAUCCUGUCGCGCCAGAUCGCAUGGGACUCGGACGCAGAGCUCCCGCCGGGCGCACACGACCUGAUCGACCGGCUGCUGUGUAUGGACCGCCUGCACCGCCUCGGCGCCGGCGGCGUAGAGGAGAUCACGUCGCAUCCGUACUUUGAUGGGAUCGAUUGGGACCACCUCGUGGACCACGAUGGGCCAUUUGUGCCGCAACUCGACGACGCCGCGUCGACGGACUACUUUGACGCACGCGGCGCUGUGCCGCAGCUAUGGCAUGACGAGCCGAUCACGCAGGCCACGCCGACCACGUCAGACACGUCAAGCCCACAGGCAGCGAACGAAUUUGGCUCGUUCAGCUACAAAAACUUGCCUGUGCUCAAGCAGGCGAACGACGAAAUGCUCCGCCGCGUGAUGACGGACAUCCCCGGCCCAGUCUCGCCCGCCGGCAGUGUGUCAUCGCCUGUGCUGCCGCGCAGAUCCAGUGAUAUGCAGCCGGAGCGAAGCGGCGAUGGGCGUACCUCGUCCAUGUCGGGACGCUCCGAGGCACGCACGGAGCGCUGUAUCUUGCUGUCGGACCCGAACCCCGUGUCGCGCCUAGUCCUGCAAUCGAUUGUCUCCGGGACUGGGGCACACGUCAUCACCGCCCACGACAACGUGGACCUAGUACAGCUAGCGAUGGGCGACGCCAAAUACGAUGCUGUGAUGAUCAAGCUGGGAGACGAUGUGGCUGAUGCACAUAAUGCCGCGCGUAUGAUAAAAUCAACGCGUAACAUUAACAGCGCGACGCCGAUUGUGGCACUGUUCAUGGGCGACGUUCCAUUGGAUGCCUCACAGAGCGUCUUUGAUGCGGUGCAGCCGCUCCCAGCGCCGUCUGCAACGAUCGUGCACUUGCUGCAGUCGCUCUACGACCCUUCGCCCGCCCGCUUGCCGGCCGUGGAGGCCUGCCAACUGGCCGUGGCCCAAUUGGCUAUGUAG
Malassezia sympodialis ATCC 42132 is the source of this 3618-nucleotide messenger RNA. The record is from the annotation of a RefSeq genome assembly. NCBI's taxonomy places the organism in Eukaryota, Fungi, Basidiomycota, Malasseziomycetes, Malasseziales, Malasseziaceae.